This is a messenger RNA of Acyrthosiphon pisum (pea aphid), 738 nucleotides long. RefSeq lists its product as uncharacterized. The record is from RefSeq and is a predicted model, not a curated record. The coding region runs from base 287 to 652 and encodes 121 amino acids. NCBI's taxonomy places the organism in Eukaryota, Metazoa, Arthropoda, Insecta, Hemiptera, Aphididae. The transcript has 3 exons.
AAACCAAAAAUUGUUAUUUUGAUAGGUGAAAUUAAAUUUUUUUAGUUUAAAUUCAUCAGUGGUUUUUUUUGUUCUAACUGAAUAUAAUUUAAUGUCGUAAAACUAGUGACUAUAAUUUCCUCCACGAAUUAAUUCUUUACCAUUUAUAAAGGUAGAAAUAAGUAUAAGACCAAGGUACAUACGGUCCAAGGCACAACACUCUCCCCUGCUAUAUAACUAAAUACAAUUUGUUAAAAAUGUAAUUGUUUUUUUGUUAGUUGUUUUUGAUAGUUUAAAUCAAACUGCCAUGAAAAACUGUAUUGUUGAAUAUGAUGAGCAAGACGAAUCAACGAUUGUAACUCCUGAUUCAGCUCAGAUUCCAAAUUAUCAACCUGAAACUCCUGUGUCAACUUUGAAAACUAACUUUGGUAAAAGAAAACUGGUUCAAAAUCAAAACAAUAUGGCUAAAAAAACUUUAAGAACCCAAUUGGGAGAUGCAAGAGACACAUUCACUAAGUUAGCUGAAAGAAAUGCACAACAUAUGGAUAAUAUUAGUCCAUCUAUUUCCCAGUUGGCAAGUACAAAGAAUAAAAUGGCUGAAAAUGAUGAGCGAAGACUAACAAACGAAGAAAAUAUGGUGUCCGUUAUAAAACUGUUAAUUGAAAAAAUGUAGUUCCUUAAUGUAAACAGAUAUCUAUCUAUAUAUACAUAUCUGUAUUGUUAUUAUUUUGUUUGCUUCAGAAGUUUAUUUAUUUUAUU